This is a messenger RNA of Malaclemys terrapin pileata, 7768 nucleotides long. RefSeq names its product sodium/potassium transporting ATPase interacting 2 (gene NKAIN2). Lineage: Eukaryota; Metazoa; Chordata; Testudines; Emydidae. The coding region runs from base 133 to 987 and encodes 284 amino acids. The transcript is spliced from 9 exons. Gene Ontology annotation, biological process: regulation of sodium ion transport. The record is from RefSeq and is a predicted model, not a curated record.
CUUCCCGGGACGCGCUGGUGGCGGCGGCGGCAGCAGGCGAAAGCCCCCGGAGCCCCGCGCAGGUUUGCCUGGCCUCUCCCGCAAUCUGAUUGGAUCAAGUUGGGCUCUACGUGGCGAGGGCUCUUGGAAACCAUGGGUUAUUGCAGCGGCAGGUGCACGCUGAUCUUUGUCUGUGGCAUGCAACUGGUUUGUGUGCUGGAGAGGCAGAUAUUUGACUUCCUUGGUUAUCAGUGGGCACCAAUCCUGUCAAAUUUUGUGCACAUUAUUAUAGUCAUACUUGGCUUAUUUGGAACCAUCCAGUAUAGACCUCGCUACAUAACAGGAUAUGCUGUCUGGCUAGUCUUCUGGGUCACAUGGAAUGUGUUUGUUAUCUGCUUCUACUUGGAGGCUGGGGAUCUUUCAAAGGCUGGAAGGUCAUUUAUACAAACAGGAGAAAUUUUGUAUCCAAGGCAUUUAUUAAUGUCCUCAGACAUUAAUAAAUUAACCAAGGAAACGGAUCUUAUUCUGACCUUUAAUAUCUCAAUGCACCGUUCUUGGUGGAUGGAGAAUGGCCCAGGCUGUACAGUAACAUCUGUGACUCCAGCCCCAGAAUGGGCACCAGAGGAUCAUCGUUACAUCACUGUCUCAGGGUGUUUGCUUGAAUACCAGUAUAUAGAAGUGGCUCACAGCUCCCUUCAGAUCUUCCUUGCACUGGCAGGGUUCAUCUAUGCCUGUUAUGUUGUGAAAUGUAUUACUGAAGAAGAGGACAGCUUUGAUUUCAUAGGUGGAUUUGACUCUUACGGCUAUCAAGGCCCACAGAAGACAUCUCAUUUACAGCUACAGCCCAUGUAUAUGCUCAGCACUGAACUAGAGGAAAGAGCACCAUCUAUUGAAUCAGCAACACCACUUCCAGCAGCAUUGAGCACUUCCUUGGAGGUCCCCUAUCCAUCCCAGUGCUGCUUAGUUUCUGAAAUCUUCCAGGAUCACAGCACAAGGCGGUCAAAAUGAACAAGGUGACUUCUGUGUGGGGGCUGAAGGACCUUUCAAAAAACUUGUUUCAGGAUGGCCCCCUGUGUUCUACAAACAGCAAAAAAACAACCUUUGUGUUUAAAAAAAAAAAAGAAUGAGCAUACGCUGAGACAGAGAAACAAAAGGUGCAUUCGACCUCUCUUUCCAACAAAUACAGACAGAGAUGCACAUUACCCCCUUCUUGGAUUUCCUGAAUACACAAAAACAACUGCCAGGCCUUUGGAAGGUUCAAAAGGAGAAGCAUUGGUGCCAUCUGCUGGCUAUUACCUGUGUUUACUACCUUCAUUCCUACUUAUUUGAGUUAUGAAAUGAUUUCAUCCAAUUCAGUUCUUUCUGAGACCACUUGCACCAAGUCUCCUUAGUCAUUAUAAUAUUUAAAAAAUACCAUGAUGACCUUGUAACAGAAGCCAAUAGACAGCAAGUUGUUUGCCCUAAAGGCUGUACAAGUACAUACUUGCCUUAACCCAACUAAGUUGCACAUCAGAGAAACUCAGUGCAGGCUUACUGAAGCGACUUCCUUUAGAUUCAACCUGCUGCUGUUAAUUCUGAAAGAUUUUUUUUCGUGUCAGGGAAUAAGGCUCUGUUGCUCAGCAGCUCCAGAGUGACCACGUACGAAAACUGCCAGCUAACAGAAAAGUGCUUUACUAAUGAGCCUCCACAAUGGUCAAGAAAACAAACAGUUUAUAAUGCUUAAAAGAGAAAUAGAUCUCUGGGGUUGGGAAAGGGGUAAAGGGAAUCCCUCAUUAAACCAAUAACUGAACCUACUGGAAAUAAACAACAGUGUUUCAUAACCCCACUGUUUUUAUUUAUCACACUGUAGGUGCUUUUAUAACUAACUCUAAAUAUGUCUUUUACUAACUACAGAGACAUCUGCAGAUUUCUAGCAACAGAGGCCAACUGAAUAUGUAUUAGCUACGUUUACUCUUUUAUAUCUAAUUUCAAUUGAAAAUCCUAUGUAAGUGAGCAUUCUUUUUUCUAAUUGCACCGGAAGGGAUCUAACUUCUUUUGUUUGUUUUGGUUGGCAUAGAGCGGGGAGGGACUAGCUGCAUUGGUGAAAUAUUGGAGAACUUUUUGUGGUAUAUUUGGGGAUUCGUUGUGUGUUAGAAUGUGUAUUUUAUCUUCCUGUAAAAUUGUGGCUGAAAAAAACUGUGCUGUUAUGUAGUUGGCAACAAGAUGCCUUUGGGGAUUUUACUAGUAGGUCAAUGUGUUUAUGACAUAUUCUGAACUCAUAGGAACAUUUGUUUUGUUCUGAAUUUGAUCUGUAUUUUCAAGCACUUAGGCAGCUUUCAUUAGAAAAAAAAAGAUUUUGCUCAGGCUUUUCAGGAACUUGAAUUGUCAUUCCUUCUUUGUUCAGAAACCGCCCAGACAAAUGCACACACCUGCCACACAUACCUGACAGCCACGUGUGCUUGAGGGCAUGAGUGUUCAGUGCUUGGAAAGGUGCAAGUCGUCACAAAGCGACUCUUUUCCUAGCUUGCCAAACCUUCACAGUCUCUGUGGCUUAUAGGUACUGUUGCCCUGUGCACUAACUCUACUUAUCCAUUGCUAUAGAAAUUGGCGCCCUUCGCUGUGUAUGCAUGAAUGUAAUGUGUCACAAACAAUAAAUCUGGACAAUGACAGUGGAACAAGCAUUCCCCACUAAAAAUAAGAUACAAGACAGGUUUAGGAACUAUACUUACAUUAAUUCUGUAAGAUUUUCUAUAUAUGUGUGUGUGUAUGUGUGCAUGUAUGUAUGUAUGUAUAUAUAAUACACACCUACAUAUAUUGAGGGAAGAUGCAUAAUGUUGUGGCUUGAACAUGGGGCUAAGAGCCAGGAAUUCCUGAGUUCCUGAUAAGCUAUGUGACCAUAGACAAGUCACUUAAGCCCUGGACCAGCAAAUCCCUUAAAAACAUGCUUAACGUCUUUGGCUGAAUUGGUGUCUUCUUCAAAAAAUUUCCUAUGUGGGCGCCUAAAUUUAGACCCCCUAAAUCUAUAUUUAGUAGAGCUGGCUGGAAAUGGAAUUUCCAUUCUAUGGGAAAUUCCGACAGUUCAAACUUUUUUCAUUUGGAAUAAAAAAAGCUGAAAUUUCUUGCAAAAAAAAUAUCUGACAAAUUUUACGUUGAGGCCAUUGAAACAAGGUGUUGCUGUUGAAUCAUUUCGUUUUGAUCAUGUUGAUUUAUUUCCUUUAGACUUUUAUAUUUGAUUAAAAAUUAAAUGUUUAUAUAUGCAUAUAAAUUAAAUAUAAAAGUCCAGAUGAAACUAAUCAAAAUGUCUAAACAAAACGAGAAAGUCAAAACAAUUCAUUUUCACUUCUUCCUGUCAAAAAUAUUGUUCCAAUUAAACAUUUUGAUUUUAACACAACUGCAUUUUUCGUUUACAUUUUUUUUUGACCAGCUCAAGUAUUUAGGCACCUAAAUAGUGGCCUGAUUUUCAAGGAUAAUGAGCAGUCAUGGCUUGCAUUGACUUUCCAUUCACAUUGAAUGGGAGCUAUUAGUGCUCUGCCCUUUGAAAGUCAAGCAAUUUAUUUCGGUGCCUCAGCAUGGAUUUAGGAGCCUAACUUUAGGCAUCCAAGUUAGAAAAGUUUGUCCUUAACAUCUCUCUGUUUCAGUUCCCCCAACUAUAAAAUGUGAAUAAUAAUAACUACCUCACAUAGUGAUUGUGAGGAUUAAUUAAUGUUUGUGCAGUGCUUAGAAUUACUAUGUAAGUGCUAAGUAUUAUAAAUAAUGUGUGUAUAUUUAUAUAUUGCAUAUGUACACACAUAUGUAUACAUACACUCAAGUAUAUAGAGAUAUAUACACAUAUAUAAAGUAGGCAUUCAUAUUCCUGCUUAAGUUGCAGUGAAAGCACUAGUAUUUCAGGACUGUUGACUACUACACUAAAGGAUGAUGUUUUGGAAGCAGUUUGGAGCACAGUAGUGUGAGAAUAUCUGGAAUGACAUUUUUGAUUUGUACAGCUGUAUCCGCCUCAAAAUCCAGUAAAGAAUGUUAUUUUUCUAGGCUGGGUUUUUGUUAUAAAGCUAAAUAUUCAGAAGGCAAGAGUUACAAUCCAAAUGUGUCUUUUUUCUUUUUUGCGUUUGUUAAUUCUGAAUGUAUUUUUAACAAAAGUGAUUUUUUUUUUACUUACUAGUGUAAUUUGCAUUAAAAAAAAUGGAAAAAAUAUAGGUUUCCAAGCUAUUCCUGGCCCCCUGCUACUAUUCACAACUUGCAAGAAACUUAGAAUUACAGUUCCUGGCUGAGCAGCAAUACAGAAUGAGGACUCCAUUUAAAUUUACAAGAUUCCCAUCCUAAUCUGUGCAAUACAUGGAUGUGUCAGUGCUGAAAAGAAAGUGCCAGGUCAUGACAUCAUUUUAACUGAGUCAUAGGUAACACGUAUUUUCAUUAUCUCCUGACACUAAAAGGAUUCUUUUACAAGGCUGGCUGAAAUAGACGCAUUGUCAUUUAGAAAAUGUCUUUUUAUUUUGUCUACUCAUCAGGAAUUUUAAGUCUAUGACAGGUUUACAGUUACCAACAGUGCUAAGUACUGUAUUAAGUAAUCCUUGUUAAGAGGGAGCUAUGUAAUAUGGAUUUUUCCACUGCAGUUCAUUUUUUAAAAUGCUGCUUCAUUUGCCCAUACAGUGAAAUAACACAAUAAAAUGAAAAUAUGUCUUAAGCAACCACUUCAAGGGACUCACAAAAACUGGUUACUUUAGACUACGUGCUUAAUAAAGGUGGCCCGGAAUUCUAUUCAGUAUGUUUAGGGAUACUUCAGGGUGGUUUCUUAAGAUAGGUGAUUGCUUAGGAAGAGUGGCCUUCUGUAUGGGUAUUUUAAUCCUUUCAUUAUUAUUGUUCAUGCAUAGGUAGUGUGUACAUGAUACAUUUCAGACAUGUGAGAGGACAAGAUCUGUGUCCCAGAAUGCUGGUUAUGGUACUCAGCUAUUGUGUAGCAUUUUGGAAGGGGUUGGGCCAGACUAUAAACUACAAAUGUUAUACACGGUGAUUCCUGGUUGUAUCUAAAUGGAGCUUAUCUAUUAACUCUGAAGCUGAUGCUUUUAAUCUUUUUAAAUACUGAUGGCCGCCCCGCAAAAACAGUGAAGCACCCCCUCUCACACACACAACCUUUAAUAUACCUUCAGAAUGCUAUACAACAUUCAGUGUAAAAUCAAACCUGAAGUCCUGGACCAUUUUUAUUUUCCAGAAAGAAUGAAUUGUCUGUAUUUUUCUUCUUAAACUUUAUUAAUCAGAAAACAAGUUUGUUCUUGUGAAGAUGUGUAGUGAGUUUAAACCUGGCUGAAGGCGACUCAUGCAUUCAUCAGGUUUGUAUUCUAGUCAUUCCCUUACUAUUACAGCCCCCUUGUAUUGUAUAUGGAUUAUGGACUUCUCUGAAUCGACAUUGAGCCGAAACCAGAUUUUAUUAAAAGAACACCGCUGGUUAGAUAUGCUGCAGGCAGCAAUGUAUCAAUUGCUCCAUUACAACUUGAGAAUAAUGUAGAUUGGAUGCUGGCUACACACUCCAGAAAAGAGUAUGUGCUUUUAAAUGUAUCCCGCUCUUGUGACAAAUGCACUUUAGACUGACAUAAUCUAUUUAUACACAGAGCAGGUAUCAUACUGACUGAGUGCUGGCUAUCCUUAUCCUCAGACUUCCAAUAAGAGUACCAAUUAGUCCACUAGACCCUGGACUGAAACCACCAAUGUGACUGAACCUGGACUGAGGCCAUCAGUUCAUGGCAAAAGAGUGUUCCUGUUCUUCUGUCAGGUGCUCUCAGCUGUUUGGUUGCAUCAUAGUAUGGAGCAUGGAUCAUAUCAGCAUGUAUUGUAACUUGGAGAACAAUGGCACACAAUUAAUGCCAGAUUAGAUGACAAUUAGCCACAUGGCUAAUUCAGUGAAUAACGUAGCUGGAGUCGACAUAGCUUAAGUAGACUUACUGUGGUGUCUUCACUGCACUGCAUCGAUGGGAAAUGCUCUCUGGUCGACUUACCUUACUCUUCUCGAGGAGCUGGAGUACCGGAGUCGACCAGAGAGCACUCUGCUGUCAUUGAUUGCAGCAGCAUCAAUCUCCCCGGUAGUGAAGACACGCCCUAAGUUAUGUACAAACAAAAUAUUUUUCUGCAAACAGUGGGAAAAAAACAAAGAUAUUACACAAAAGGACGAGCUCCUGGUAGCAUAGUACAUAUGUUCCUUACACAUCUCUUGCCACUAAUUGCCUUUCCAGAAACCCAGAAGUGUGUUUUUUUAAUAUACAUUCUUUCUUUAGCAGGCCCUUUAUCUGGCAUCUUUAUGGACCUGGUCCAAAACUAACUGAAGUCAUAGAAUCUUUCCACUGUCAUCAGUGGGCUUUGGAUCAGGCCCUACUAAACAUGCCACUUUUUUUGCAUAUUAAACAGCUCAGCCCUGAUGUCUCCAUGGUCUCAUUCACUGCACUUCCACAUUCACCUGUCCCCUGCUUGGUCCUCACAUGAUGCCUAAUGGGCCACCAUCUUCCUCUAGGGAAGCCUAGCUUGGGAAACAAUGGGAGUAGCAUCCAUCUUGCUGAGGGAAGUCUUUGGCUUCCGUCCCACUGACAUUAAUGGGGGGGGGAAGGGGUGGCAGCCAUUUUGGAUAAGGGCAAAGCUUCAAGCAAUUGAAGACAGAAAUCAAUGAGACCCCUUUUAAAAAACAAAUAUCAUGAGACUCGCAAUAAAAUUGCAAGAGUUGACAACACUGCAAUCACAAUGACAUUCAAGGACUUUCUUUUUCUCUUAAGCUAAUCCUUGUAGAAAUCCUUUUCAAAUGUGUAAUAUCUGCUAAAAGCUAUAGUUCGGUGACUACAAAGAGCUCAUAAAUAUCAACGGUUACAAGAGGAACGAUUCUGGGAAAAUGUAUUUGUGAACAAGUUCACGGAAUCAGACUCGAAUUUCAAUCUGAUAACAUGUAUGCCUCUUUUCACUCUCUCUCUUUCGCUCUCUCAAACUUUCAAGUGACUGGUUUAUGUUUGUACAAAUGUGUAGGAAGGCACUUUUAUUCAUGGUUAUACAAGUAUUCAUGUGCAAUUCAGCAUAUUUACAUGUGAUUAUUGAUAUUCAUGCAAUUUCAUGUAUUUGCACCAGAAGUGCUGGGACCCCUCCUCUGUACAUACUGACUUUGUGUGUUUGGUAGUGAAGACGUCCUAAAAUUACCUUUGGAAUUGCUCUCCGUUUCUCCCUACUACUCCCUAAUUGCUAAAUAGGCCUUGGACCUGUGGGGCCAUGGCCAUGACUCAGUCACUUUUUGGCCAGGCCAAACCUGAAUUGCACUUGUGAUAAAUGGGGGGAGGUUAGUUCCCUUUUGGGGACACCCAGCCAGUCAGUAGCUAUAGAAUCCUCCUUAGGAGCUGUACCCUAAUUGCCCUACCUGUACAGGAUUAAGAGCAGCUUAACCUGAGUUGGCACCUGACCAGGGAACCAAUAGGGAGGCUGUACCUUUUCAAAUUGGAAAAACUGCUGGGUGUGGGGGGGCUGUUUCUUUGUCUCUCACGCUGGAGAGAGGGGAAGGCAGCAACAAACUGUAAGCUUUAAGCCAGGUAUGGGAAAUCAUCAUACCUAGAAACUUCUCAUUUGGAACCCCAGAUAUGUAAGUAGCACAGGAAGAGUUAAGAGAGAGAUGCGAUUAGGAAACUUUUUUGGUUGUUCUGGUUUGUGGAUUUCUCUGUGCUAACUCCAGGUGCUUUUGUUUUGCUUGUUACCUUUAAGCUGAACUCCAAGAAAGUUAUUUUUGGUGUUUAAUCCCUAAAGCCUGAGUUUUCAGGUGUGUUUCUUUCUUUUUUAAUAAAAUGUACCUUUUUUUAAA